ACCGUUUGAGGUUUGACGUUCAAGUUCAAUGGCGAUUGGCGCGUGCAUGUAGUUUUUGUUUACAAAACGAAUUUAUAAAUAAACAGACUACCUUUCUGGGUAUGGUCAGAAAGUAUAUUUAAGUUAAGUGCUUUUUUGUGAAAAAGUGUUAAACAAUAUUAUUUGACUCAUGAGGAAACUAUGAUAAUGCCAGUGCUGUCGGGCGGAUUUGGUGAACAAAUAGAGGAUUACGAGGUUCUAAAUUUAUUGGGAAAAGGUGGUUUUGCCAGUGUUUACAGAGCAAAAUGCCUUCGAAGUGGCAUGGAAGUUGCGAUCAAAAUGAUCGACAAAAAUCUAAUGCAAGCAGCUGGGAUGCUGGGUAGAGUGCAACAGGAAGUAUCAAUUCAUUCUAGUCUAAAAAAUCCUGCAAUUCUUGAAGUAUAUACAUUUUUUGAGAAUUCCAACUACGUUUAUUUAGUUCUCGAAUUGUGUCACAAUGGAGAAUUACAACGGUAUCUUAAAAUGCAGGGCUUGCUUCCCCUGAAUGAAGAAAGUGCUGGACAUAUAAUUAAACAAGUUGUUCAAGGAUUAUUGUACCUACAUUCUCAUCAGAUACUUCAUAGAGACAUGUCUUUAUCAAAUUUAUUGUUGACGAAGAAUAUGCAAGUUAAAAUAGCAGACUUUGGUUUAGCUACGCGAUUAGUGCGACCGGAUGAGAAGCAUUUGACAAUGUGUGGAACUCCAAACUACAUAUCGCCAGAGGUGGCUACGAGAUCUUCACACGGUUUAGAAGCGGAUGUAUGGGGACUGGGUUGUAUGAUGUACACAUUAUUAGUGGGCAAACCGCCUUUUGACACUGACGCUGUUAAAAGUACAUUGACUCGUGUUGUUAUGGCAGAUUAUAAAAUCCCCUCUCACCUAUCGGCAAAUGCAAAGGAUCUCAUUGAUAAAUUACUCAAAAAGAAUCCAAAGGAGAGAAUUAGAUUGCGAGAUAUUUCCAAGCAUCCAUUUAUAGCGACUCUUGCAAAGUCUAAAAUAUUUGGUGGUAAAGGAAGUAUGUCUUCUGACUCUGGUCUCGGUUCUUCAGGCCGAAUGUCUUGUGCAAGUGGACAAAUGCGACUGCGUUCGCGAUCUGAGGAAAGAACUUCCUGUACUCCCUUGUUACCUAAUUUUUCUUGUGGCCGGGGAUCAAGUGCAACCAGUGAACCUGUUGGCAAAAAUCAUUCUUCCAAUCGUCUUAAACGUUCCGAUUCUUGUCAGGUGAAAAAUUCCGUUCUUGCCGGAAUACCUCUGCCUCCAAAAAGUAGAAUUUUCUCGCUAGUUGACGACAGUGGUCUAAUGCAAGAACCUAGAAAUGUUCAAGUAAGUCAGAAGCAAAAGAAAAAGGAACGUGCAACCGAAGAAGCUGGAGAAUCCAGUCAGAAUGGUUCCAGUAAAUUGUCAGUCCCUCCUCUCGAUUCACGAAGACUUCCUCCGACCAGGCACAAGACAAACAAAGGUCUCUUCACUAUUCUUGAAAAUGGAGAAGUGUGCAUUGAGUUUUUGAAGAAAAAAGGAUUAACGGAGAAAAUAACCGAAGUGUGUCGAAUAUCGAACGAUGGACUGCGAAUUUGUUUAUACAGUGUCGAUCAUCAAGAAGCGGAAUCGUCGCCCUUGCCAAUGCCACCUCAAGGAGUGGACAGUAUUUAUUCCUACGAGACAUUGCCAUUACGGCAUCACAAAAAAUAUCUGUAUGCUGCCCGUUACGUAAAUAUAGUUAAAGCAAAAACUCCUAAACUAACCAUUUACACUGCCAAAUCGAAGUGCUUAUUUAUGGAGAACAGUCCUAAUCCGAAUUGCGAAGUACACUUCUACGAUGGCAUUAAGGUACUGCAAGCGAAUGGUAUUAUAAAAGUACAAGAAAAAGAAACGAUUUACGAAGAAACAAAAGUUCCACCACACCUAGAAAAUUAUUUGAAUCAUUAUUCAGAUUGCUACAAACAUUGCCUUGUCGUGGAAGCAAAUUUUACUUCUUUGGAAAAUGCGACCGGAUUUUCCUUUUUUCCUGCAAUUAUUGGUCGUAAACCACCAUCGGCACUGACGGACUCGCCCUGUUUGCGGGGCAAAGAAAAUGUAUCUACUGCUAUGAAUAAUCUACCAGUCAUACCCUCUUUUAAUGCAACUUGUUCUGUGGCAUCGACAACAGUGAGCCGAUCAAAACGUUCAAAUUCGGUUCAAAUGUCCUUUUCGGACGUAAAAAAAGUUAUGGUCCCAGGUGUUGGAGUAACGACUCAGUUACCGUCAGGUGACAUCAGAAUAGACUACAAGGAUGGAUCUGCUAUUACUGCCAGUCCGCAAAGUUUUGGAAGUGGAAUUAUUUACCAAAGCUGCAAUGGAAGUAUAACAAAGUACAACCACAAUCGACAAAAUGUAGAUAUACCAUUUACUGUGAGGGAAAAGCUCAAACAUUUGCCAAUUGUUAUUAAGUGCCUCGUUCAGACUAAACAUAAAACAAUAAGGUAGAUUUUAAGUAAAAACUGUCAGAUCUAAUUUAAAUAGUUUUAAAAAAUACUCGAGAACUUUAUUUUUUUAUUUUUAAAUAAUACUCGAGAAAUAAGUAACUGAAGAUAUCAAAAACGAAUGAAAAAAAAAAUAUGAAGAAAGACAAUCUAUUUUAAUAUAGAUACAAUCUUUUUUUUCGAGAGAAAGGUGAUUUUAUACAUAUAUUUAAAUUUGCAAAUGGAUUAAAUUACCAUACACGUAAUUUAAUUUUAUUUGCGCCACAUAACAAUAAAGACAAUAAUUUUAGUUUUCUAUUUGCAGUUCGCUUUUAACUUUCCUUGACAGUUUGAUUGAAAUUAUAAUAUUCGUAUUUUUUUUCGUUACCAAUGAAUUUUUUGGUAAAACUUUAUGUGCAUUAUUGUCUUGCGAUAUCAAUAAUUGUUAUUUUUAUAUUAUGCAAGCAAAGAAGACACGAGACCAGAGAUAGCGAAUUUAUAAAAA
Molecule: messenger RNA, 2961 nt
Organism: Leptopilina heterotoma
Lineage: Eukaryota; Metazoa; Arthropoda; Insecta; Hymenoptera; Figitidae
Gene: SAK
Product: serine/threonine-protein kinase PLK4
Exons: 11
Coding region: 181-2481 (766 amino acids)
Biological process (GO): protein phosphorylation
Molecular function (GO): ATP binding; protein kinase activity
Source: RefSeq, a predicted model, not a curated record